UAACCGGAAGUGCGUAAGCGGAAGACGAUAACGUUCGCUUUUUGUUAGUUGGCGGCACGUUUUUCUGGUCUUUUUGGCGUUUUAAGAAAAGUGGUUUUCAACCCGGGGCGGGCAGCAGGAGAUUAACGCAGUAAGGAGCAUAGAAUCUGCCAAGAGGCUCAGCAACAUGUCCCUCACAUGCUUCAUCAGUAAUGAGGUGACAGACCGGCCUUGUGUGUCUCCCCUGUCGGGUCAUGUCUUUGAUAGGCGCCUCAUUGAGAAAUAUCUGGCUGAAAAUGGGACAGAUCCAAUAACUAAUCAACCACUGAGUGAAGAUCAGUUGAUUGAUAUUAAAGUUGCUCAUCCAAUUCGUCCAAAGCCACCUUCUGCUACAAGUAUCCCUGCGAUCCUAAAGUCCCUGCAGGAUGAAUGGGAUGCUGUAAUGCUUCACAGCUUCACUCUAAGGCAGCAGCUACAGACCACUCGCCAAGAACUUUCCCAUGCUCUCUACCAACAUGAUGCUGCUUGUCGUGUCAUAGCCCGUCUUACUAAGGAAGUAACAGCUGCACGUGAAGCUCUGGCUACAUUGAAACCACAAGCUGGCAUUUCUAUGCAGGCCAACCCUACCCCUCAAGUAGGCGCAGCAGGUUCUGCAGAGGCUAUGGACUUGGGAGAAUUGGUGGGAAUGUCAUCAGAAAUCAUACAGAAGCUUCAAGACAAAGCAACAGUGCUCACCACGGAGCGCAAGAAGCGAGGUAAGACAGUCCCAGAAGACCUCAUCAAGCCAGAAGAGCUCAGCAAGUAUCAUCAAGUUUCUUCACAUGUGGGCUUACAUAGUGCAAGUGUUCCUGGCAUCUUGGCUUUGGAUUUGUGUCCAACAGACACCAACAAAACCCUUACAGGUGGCGCUGAUAAGAGUGUUGUGGUGUUUGAUGCAAUGUCUCAGCAGAUCCUGGCAACUCUUAAAGGUCACUCCAAAAAGGUCACCAAUGUUGUGUUUCAUCCUUCCCAGGAGUUGGUGUUCUCUGCCUCACCUGACUGUUCAAUACGUGUGUGGUCUGUGCCAGACUCUUCUUGUGUUCAAGUUUUAAGAGCUCAUGAAGGGGCUGUGACUGGUCUAAGUCUGCAUGCAACUGGAGACUACCUAUUGAGCUGCUCAGACGACCAGUACUGGGCAUUCUCUGACAUUCAUGCAGGACGUGUUCUCACCAAAGUAACAGAUGAGACUUCUGGCUGCGCUCUUACCUGUGCUCAGUUUCACCCUGAUGGACUCAUUUUUGGUACAGGGACCAUGGAUUCUCAAAUUAAGAUCUGGGAUUUGAAGGAACGAUCAAAUGUGGCCAAUUUUCCUGGGCAUUCUGGCCCUGUAUCAUGUGUGGCGUUUUCAGAAAAUGGGUAUUACUUGGCAACUGCUGCUGAAGAUUCCAGCGUCAAACUGUGGGAUUUACGGAAACUAAAGAACUUCAAGACCCUGCAACUAGAAGAGGGAUACCAGGUUCGAUCCCUGGUAUUUGACCAAAGUGGUACAUAUCUUGCAGUUGGAGGUAGCGACAUCCAAGUUUAUAUCUGCAAGCAAUGGGCUGAAGUUUUGCAUUUCACAGAUCACAGUGCACUUACAACAGGUCUGGCAUUUGGUCAAAAUGCAAAGUUUCUGGCAUCUACAGGCAUGGAUAGGAGUCUACGUUUUUACAGUCUUUGAUGUGACAGUUUGGACAUUGCUAAUAUGAUGAAACCAUACCAUUGACAUAGUUUGUGUAACAUGCUUAUGGCUUGUGUCAUAUGUUUGUAAUGGCUGUGUUGGAUAGCUGAUCUAUUAGAGUGUAUGCUCUUCUGCAGAACCUUUAAGGGUACUUUCACAGUGUUUUUCUUUUCCGGCACGGAUUUCCGUCAAAAGGGCUCAAUGCCGGAAAAGAAUUGAUCAGGUGCAUUCUGAAUGGAGAGUAAUCCGUUCAGGUUGUCUU
Molecule: messenger RNA, 1940 nt
Organism: Bufo bufo (common toad)
Lineage: Eukaryota; Metazoa; Chordata; Amphibia; Anura; Bufonidae
Gene: PRPF19
Product: pre-mRNA processing factor 19
Exons: 16
Coding region: 167-1678 (503 amino acids)
Biological process (GO): protein ubiquitination; DNA repair; mRNA splicing, via spliceosome
Cellular component (GO): Prp19 complex; U2-type catalytic step 1 spliceosome; cytoplasm
Molecular function (GO): ubiquitin protein ligase activity; protein binding
Source: RefSeq, a predicted model, not a curated record